AUGGAAACAUCGCAAGAGUCUGAAAACUCUGAUAACAUUUCAAGUGAAAAUUUGGAACAUUCAGAUUCCUCCAUAAACAACCAUUUAUCUGACGAUUUAAGCCAUACCAAUUUAGAAAAUGAUAGUUCUCAAUCUAAUCAUGAAAUUUUUUCAAACUUAGCUGAAACUGAUUUGGGUAAUGAAGAUGAUGAAUUGAGUGGCAUAAUAUAUAUAUCAAGAAUCCCACCUUACAUGGGUUUAUCUAAAUUAAGGUCCUAUUUUUCAAAUUUUGGCACUUUAGGUAAGAUUUAUGCCCAUCCUGAAUCCGUUGGAGAGUAUAAUAAGCGCAUAAAGAUGGGAGGGAACAAGCGACUUAAGUUUACCCACGGUUGGAUCCAAUUUUCUGAUAAAAGGGUCGCCAAGAGUGUUGCGAAACUUCUAAAUAACAAGCCUGUGUUCGACAAGCGGCACAGCUUUUGGAGAGAGGAUUUGUGGAACAUCAAAUACUUGCCCAAGUUUAAGUGGAGGCAUCUCGUAGAGUACUGGUCCAACAAUAAGCGUGAACGGAAAGAGAAGUUACAUGCAGUCCUGGCCAAGGAGAGGAAACGGAACUUUCAUUAUCUUGAGCAGUUGGAGCAAGAAAAAAAGGAACAUCACAUUGAGAAUAAGAAGAUUAAUAGGCCUAAAACUGAUGCUAAAAAGGUUAAAAAAGCGGUAAAGAGCACUAGAAAAAAGGACGAAAAGAGUAAAAAAGAAGUUCCCAUGGAACUUUUAGAAUCUAUUGUACUAUAA
Molecule: messenger RNA, 771 nt
Organism: Theileria annulata
Lineage: Eukaryota; Apicomplexa; Aconoidasida; Piroplasmida; Theileriidae
Exons: 1
Coding region: 1-771 (256 amino acids)
Biological process (GO): endonucleolytic cleavage to generate mature 5'-end of SSU-rRNA from (SSU-rRNA, 5.8S rRNA, LSU-rRNA); endonucleolytic cleavage in 5'-ETS of tricistronic rRNA transcript (SSU-rRNA, 5.8S rRNA, LSU-rRNA); small-subunit processome assembly
Cellular component (GO): nucleolus
Molecular function (GO): RNA binding
Source: RefSeq, a predicted model, not a curated record